UAUAGUGAUCGUAGCCUCAAACCUGUCUGCCUAUAGUGUUUUAUAGCCUGUACUCAUAAUAGUCCAAGUGCGCUGCUUAUAUAUGCUCUUGCAACAGCCAACACACAUUAUAUAUAAGAAAAGCAUUGUCUGCGGCGAAACAGUCACCACUGCAGUAACAAUCGCCAAUCGCCAUUCGGUAUAGGACAGUGCAAGGACUAUACGUGCAGGCUAAACUCGUCGUGCAAAUACGUGCAGUGUUCAUUGAGCAGCAGCUUGCAUUUGUUUUGCACUUAUCAUAUUCCUAAGCUCAUACUCAGCGAGCUUCGUUGUUCGAUAAAAAACACGACCAAAUAACCUAAGCUGAAAGUUAGUAAGCUAGUGUGUAAAGGACCAAUUGUUCCUUUCAGCAUUUAGAAGCACCUUCAACAUGGCGAUGCACUCUCUGGUUAUUACUUUGGCUUUACGAAAAUUAAGCCUAUAUUUUUAGUGACAAUUUUUGACGACACUUGGAGCAUUAUCAUUGCUGACUUUUGUACCUUUAACGUCAUCGUUUUCGGCUUUUCUUCUACAUUCUACAUCGCUUCUUGGCGCAUAAACUACUACUGUCAUCAUCAUUGAACCCUGCAGUUCUUCCUUUCACUUAACAUGAAGCUUGUAGAUACAGUAGUGCGAAGUUUUAAGGUAGCCAAAAUAUUUCGGGAGAAUUCUGAUCGCAUCAACAGCAUAGAUUUUUCUACCGCCGGAGACGUCCUCAUCUCGUGCUCUGAAGAUGAUCAAAUUGUUAUUUAUGAUUGUGAAAAGGGUACACAAACCCGGACGGUCAACUCCAAAAAGUAUGGUGUAGAUCUUAUUCACUUUACUCAUGCUAAGAACACAGCUAUUCAUAGUAGUACAAAGAUUGAUGACACUAUCAGGUAUCUCAGUCUUCAUGAUAACAAGUACAUCAGAUACUUUCCAGGACACACUAAGAAAGUGGUAUCUCUUUGCCUAAGUCCUAUCGAAGAUACUUUUCUUUCUGGUUCAGCUGACAAAUCUCUUCGACUUUGGGAUUUACGUUCACCUAAUUGUCAUGGUGUUAUGAAUGUAUCAGGUAGACCAGUUGCAGCUUAUGAUCCUGAAGGUCUCAUCUUUGCUGCAGGCGUGAAUUCUGAAUCAAUUAAACUGUAUGACUUGCGCAGUUUUGAUAAAGGUCCGUUUACCAACUUCAAGCUAUCGCAAGAGAAAGAAUGUGACUGGACAGGACUUAAAUUCAGCAGAGAUGGCAAAACUAUCCUCAUAUCCACUAAUGGUGGCGUCAUCAGGCUAAUCGAUGCUUUCCAUGGUACUCCUCUGCAAACAUUUACUGGACAUCUCAACAAUAAAGGCAUACCUAUUGAGGCUAGCUUUAGCCCAGACUCUCAGUUUGUUUUUAGUGGUUCAACAGAUGGUAAAAUUCAUGUAUGGAAUGCUGAUACUGGUAACAAAGUUUGUGUUUUAAAUGGUGAUCACCCAGCUCCAGUUCAAUGUGUCCAGUUUAAUCCAAAGUACAUGAUGCUAGCAUCUGCAUGUACAAACAUGGCAUUUUGGUUACCAACGGUUGAAGAUAUGGCUUGAACUAAUUCGACUUUUUAAUAGUAAACUUUAACAGUAUAUCUAUUAAAUUUUUUCUGGAAAUAGAUGUAGAUCUAGACAGAUUGAUGUCAAGAUUUUUAUCAUAAUUUUUGAUACAAUACAGAUAAAUACGUCGAAAACAUGCAACUAUGUAUUUUUGUUGUGUUUUAGUGAUAAACUAUACUGCUAAGUAUGUAGCAUUUUUUGCUACAAAUUUAUCAUUCAAAGUGGCUAGGUUUUAUAUAAAAGUCAACUGAAAAAUUGAUUAUGUACUCAAGUAUUCAUAUAUAUAUCGUCCACAUGAGUCUAAUCUUACAAAAGCUGUGUUUAAUUAGAUUAAAAUCAUAGUUGCUUUUUUAAAGUAAAUAAUUUAUUCUAGCUGUUACAUGUAUAAUUUAUCUAUAGAUUUUCUUGUUUUACAUGGAAAACUAUUGUUUAUUUGAUGAACUUGAUAAGGAAAUGCCAAAGUAAAAAUAAAAAUUACUAAUUUUAAGCAUGCUUUUUACUAUCUACUAAAUAUGUAUUAAAGAUGCUACUUAAAAGCCAAAAAAAGACUUUUAGGUUGCUGUUUGAAUAGAUAUUUAAUAAGUAAUACAAAAAAAUUGCUUGAUAAAUGUUAUUUUUAUACUAGCUUUAACAUAUCCUUACAUAAGUAUUCUGAUAAUAAAUGUAGUUAAAGCCACUUAUGUAACAUAUGUUGUACUAUUUUUCAAUUUUUUAUAAAAACACUGCUUGUUUUUGACAGACAAAAUAGCUUUAUUUGAUAAAUAUUUCAGAGUGACUAAUUAAACUUUGGUAAUGAAACGAAUGAUGUAGCUUUAUGCAUAAAUUUCAAUAGAAAAAUAUUAUUUUUGAGUCACCAAUAGAAUGCAUAAAACUUGAUUAUUAUUAUAUUAAUAAAUGUUAAAAAACUCCAUUACACAUAAUACUGUGAAGAUUAUUGAUCAUUUAUCAUUUCCGCUCCAAAAUUUUCAACAAAUAGAUAAAUUAUUUAUUGCAAGCUAGAACUAUCAUUUUGAUUUUAAUAAAAUGUGUGAUGGAAAAAUUUAGUUGUCAAAAUGUAACUUGCCUAUAAGCAAGUAAGUGUGUUCGAGUGUGUAUGUAAAAUAGUAUGUUUAUAUAAACAAAUUUAAUCUGUAAAAUAUAACUCUAAUUCAUAAAACCAUUGGUGACAUGCAUUAUAUGUCAUACAAGGCUCACUAGUAAUUAUUUAAUAAGAACAUACAAAUUUUUCUAACUGUAGUUGUUAAAACUUGGUACACGAAUCAAGAAACAAUAUCUUAUAAAGAAUUUUGAAAAUAAAAGUGUACCUUACUCAUGUUUUUUCUGAUUGAAAACUGCCUGCAAAUCAAGUGAUUAAGCUUUUUCAAUGAUGAUUAGGCCCUACUUUAAAAUUUCUUCUUUAUUCUCUCUUUUUUGAUCUCUCUAUGUUACGCAUAAUACAAUUAUACAAUGAAUUAUACAUACAUUCUUUAUAUGAAUAGGUAGAAUCUAAUACGCAAAUGUAUUAUUGUUAAAAUAUGUUAAGAUACAGUUUUUCAAAAAUCGCAAAUAAAUAACAAUUUAUAAAAUG
Molecule: messenger RNA, 3145 nt
Organism: Trichogramma pretiosum
Lineage: Eukaryota; Metazoa; Arthropoda; Insecta; Hymenoptera; Trichogrammatidae
Gene: Wdr82
Product: WD repeat-containing protein 82
Exons: 1
Coding region: 628-1575 (315 amino acids)
Cellular component (GO): Set1C/COMPASS complex
Molecular function (GO): protein binding; chromatin binding
Source: RefSeq, a predicted model, not a curated record